Adelges cooleyi (spruce gall adelgid) is the source of this 891-nucleotide messenger RNA. RefSeq names its product peptidylglycine alpha-hydroxylating monooxygenase-like. Gene Ontology annotation, molecular function: oxidoreductase activity, acting on paired donors, with incorporation or reduction of molecular oxygen, reduced ascorbate as one donor, and incorporation of one atom of oxygen; copper ion binding. The coding region runs from base 235 to 765 and encodes 176 amino acids. The record is from RefSeq and is a predicted model, not a curated record. The transcript has 6 exons. Gene Ontology annotation, cellular component: extracellular region. Lineage: Eukaryota; Metazoa; Arthropoda; Insecta; Hemiptera; Adelgidae.
AAGGUAGUCAAGGAAUUUUUGUUCAGACUUUAGAAGUUGUACACAUUUUGUUUGAGUACAUACAUCAUUAACCAGCUAGCGCAUGCGUGUUGGCGUGUAUCGAUAGAACGUUCAAUAACUACUUUACCUGCUGUAAAAAUGAUGGAACCGUUUGAUUGGUAAUAACACAUUGGCCAGAUUCUGUAGACAACGUUUAAAUAUUUCUGUUUGGUCGUUCGUAAAAAGAAGAUCAAAAUGAAUUUUAGAAACAUAAUUGUUGUUGCUUUUGCUUUGUUUGCUGUGUUAUGGUCGACCGAGGCUGCAAGUCCUGCAACAGCUCGUAUCCAUAGACAUUCAUUGUUGAUACCAAAUGUGGUAAUACAAGAAAUGGAUGUGAAAUUUUGCACGGCUAUAAAAUUGAACCCAGGAAAAUCGUAUGAAAUCACUAAGUUGGAAACAACAGUGUCCAGCAACGUCACUCAUCAUAUGUUCAUGUACGGCUGUCCCGAACCUGCCAGCAAUGAUCGCGUUUGGAAUUGCGGAGGAACCCUGUCAACCGCACGAAAAGAAGUUUUCACCAAGGCAAAGCCGUGCAAAGCUAAUCCAACCCCCUACCAUUAUUGGGCCAGAGACGGAUCUACCUUGAAAUUCCCUCACGGAGUCGGGUCUAUGGUCGGAGGUAAUUCGACGGCCAAUUACUUAGUGCUGCAGACUCACUACUUGAGGCAGGAAGAAUAUGACGUUUUGGACAGUUCCGGAGUACAUGUUUUUUACAAGAACAAUUAGUGAAAAUUACAGAUUUCGAGUAAAUUUUUUCAAUUUUGUUGUUAAUGAAAACUAUGAAAUGCGUAUUAAUAGAUUAUUUAUUUUUAAAAACAAGUUUACUUUAUAAUAAAAGACAUUCGAUUUUCA